Calliphora vicina (urban bluebottle blowfly) is the source of this 2230-nucleotide messenger RNA. RefSeq names its product eEF1A lysine and N-terminal methyltransferase homolog. The record is from RefSeq and is a predicted model, not a curated record. The transcript has 9 exons. Bases 65 to 2098 code for a protein of 677 amino acids. Lineage: Eukaryota; Metazoa; Arthropoda; Insecta; Diptera; Calliphoridae.
AAGAAAUUUUUGUUAUUAAAAUAAUAAAUACCCCGAUUUAUAAAUAAAAAAUAACAUAUUUAACAUGAAUCUUUUGCCAAAAUCUCAUGAAGAAUUCGCACAAACGGAUUAUUGGAAUGCUUUCUUCAAGAAGCGCGGAGAAAAGGCCUUUGAAUGGUAUGGCGAGUAUUUGGAAUUAUGUGAACAAAUACACAAGUAUGUUAAGAACAAUGAUAAAAUUCUCAUGCUAGGUUGUGGUAAUUCCAAGCUAAGUAUGGAUAUGUACGAUUCAGGAUUCAGAGGUAUUGUCAAUAUUGAUAUCUCGGCAGUGGCCAUUAAGAAAAUGCAGGAAAUCAACAGUCGUACUCGAGCCGACAUGAAAUUCUUGCAAAUGGAUGCUACACAGAUGUCGUUUGAGGAUGAACAAUUUUCGGUGGCUUUGGAUAAAGGUACUUUAGAUGCUUUGUUUGUUGAUGAUACGCAGGACGUAAAAGAAACAGUGGAAAAGUAUUUUAAAGAAAUUAGCAGAGUUUUAAGAACGGGUGGUCGUUAUAUAUGUAUUUCUUUGCUGCAAGAACAUAUUUUGAAAUAUGUUAUUGAAUAUUUUCCUAAAAACUCCUUUAUGCUGCGUAUUGUUCACUGUUUGGAUGCGGAGAAAGCUAAUCAAGAGAAAAAUUCAGAUAAUCCAGAUGCUGUUUCAAUGCCAGUUUUUGCUUUGGUUGCUACCAAGUUUAAAGCCCUACCCAUGCCGAUUUUAGAAUUCAGUUCAAGUAGUGAUAAAAUUCAACGUUUAACAUCCACACAAGAAUUGGAAAAUGCUGUAGCAUCUGUACAACGUGCUGCCCUAGUAUGCAAUGGUUUGGCGCGCAGUAAUAUAGCUGGUCAUAAUGAAGUUACAAUGGAAUUAUGUAAGCCAGGCGAAACAAAUCCACGUUAUACUAUACACAUAUUAGAUCAACCACCAACAAGAGGUUUUGGAAAAUAUGCUGCAUUUAUUGUGCCUCAAGGAAGAGAAAUUGAAUGGCUGUUUGCUACCACAGAAGGCCGUAAAAAGCUUCAGGCAUCAGCUAAAUUCCAACGUAUGGCCGUCGUAACAUUACACAGAGAUCAAGUGUAUGAGUCUUUAGAUGCAGUCAAAUCGGAAUUGUCGGAUAAUGUUAAAAGUUUAGCUCCGUUGGGCUUAAAAGAGCAGAUACCUUUCCUAUCACUUGGUUCAGACGUGGGUAAACGUGAGACUUUAGUUUGUGGAUUUUCUAAAUUAUCUGGAGAUUUUCGCGUAGAAGAAAUUGCAGAUGCUGAUGGAAAACUUUUACGACGAUUAGUAUUUUUAAAUAAUCAAUUUGUAAUACAGUCAGAAGCACUGGUUAAAACGAUAAAAUCAAAAGAUGCAAAUAAAUUUGACCGCAAAAAAAUAGAUUUUGGUUAUUUGGCGUGUCAACAUCAUUUGUACAUGUCGGUGGGUGUACAAAUGGCUACCGCGGGUCCUAAACAAAAUAAUGAACUUAAAAAUGUUUUAGUUGUGGGUUUGGGUGGCGGAGGUUUAUGUAGCUUUUUACAUGCAGCAUUGCCAAAUGUAUGUGUUACCGCAGUCGAAAUAGAUCCCAUUAUGUUGGAAGUGGCCGAACAACACUUUGAACUUAAACAAGAUAAACGACUACAUGUGGUUAUUGAUGAUGGUUUAGUUUUUCUAGAAACUUGCAAAAAUGAAGGUCGUAACUUCGAUGCUGUUUUAUUUGAUGUUGACAGCAAAGAUUUAUCAUUAGGCAUGAGUUGUCCACCACCUACAUUCUUAGCCGAUACAGUUUUAGCGAAUAUCAAAAGCAUUAUCGGUGAUAGGGGAGUAUUUAUUCUUAAUUUAGUUUGUCGCGAUGAAGCAUUACGUGCCAAUGCUCUUGAAUCCCUUAAGAAAGUUUUCCCCUCGUUGUGCACCUAUAAACUUGAUGAGGACAUAAACGAAGUUGUUUAUUGCACGAAUAAUGAAAAAUUAACAAAUCUUAAAAACUGGAAAAAAUACUUGAGCUCAUCGGGUCGAAAUUUAAAUGCUGCUGUGAAGACCUCAAAACUAAACCAUGAGGAUAUGUUGGAUGUGACUGAUUUUAUGAAUGAUUUGAAAUUGUAAAAUAAAAAAAUGGUAAUUUUAUUCAUAAUAAAUUGUAGUAAAGUUUAAAAGAAUUUAUUUUUUUAGUUAAAAUGUUUUAAAACUUAUACAUAAUUGUAAAUGGAUAAAUAAAUAUUUAUCAGUGCUUCCAAA